Spea bombifrons (plains spadefoot toad) is the source of this 1548-nucleotide messenger RNA. It is a transcript of the gene RPS6KB2, whose product is annotated as ribosomal protein S6 kinase B2. NCBI's taxonomy places the organism in Eukaryota, Metazoa, Chordata, Amphibia, Anura, Pelobatidae. The record is from RefSeq and is a predicted model, not a curated record. The transcript has 15 exons. Bases 16 to 1371 code for a protein of 451 amino acids. Gene Ontology annotation, molecular function: ATP binding; protein serine/threonine kinase activity. Gene Ontology annotation, biological process: protein phosphorylation.
GGAACUGAGGCUGCAAUGGCUGCGGUCUUCGAUCUAGACUUGGAUGGGGCAGAGGAAAGUGAAUCGGAUGACGAGCAGGACAUCCUACAAUCCACCCAGCAAUCUCAUUCUCCCUGUACGGAAUAUGACAUCUCUGACAGCAGCAUCUGUCUUGGGCACGAGACCUUGUCUCCCGAGUGCUUCCAGAUACUGCGUGUGCUUGGGAAAGGCAGCUAUGGAAAGGUUUUCCAGGUUAGGAAGGUCAUUGGUUCUAAUUCUGGCAGAAUCUUUGCAAUGAAAGUGUUACAGAAGGCCAGACUAAUUUGUCAAGUUAAGGAUACAGAGCAUGCAAUAGCAGAACGUGACAUCUUAAAGUCUGUUAGACACCCCUUCAUUGUAGAUCUCAUGUAUGCCUUCCAAACUCAGGGUAAACUUUACCUUAUCCUGGAAUGUCUGGCUGGUGGAGAAUUGUUUUCACAGUUGGAACGAGAAAGUAUCUUCAUGGAGGACACGGCUAGUUUCUACCUGGCAGAGAUUACACUUGCCCUUGGACACCUGCAUUCCCUGGGAAUCAUAUAUAGAGAUCUGAAGCCAGAGAAUAUCAUGCUACAUGCACACGGACACAUUAAACUAACAGAUUUUGGAUUGUGCAAGGAAUCCAUUCAUGGGGACAGCGUCACUCACACAUUCUGUGGGACUGUGGAAUAUAUGGCACCUGAGAUUCUUGCACACAAAGGGCACAACCGUGCUGUGGACUGGUGGAGUUUAGGGAUUCUCCUUUUUGACAUGCUUACUGGUUCUCCCCCUUUUACUGCAAACAAUAGGAAGAAAAUAAUUGAUAAGAUACUGAAGGCAAAGCUGUCUUUCCCACCGUAUCUCACACCAGAUGCCCGCGAUCUCCUCAAAAAGCUGUUGAAGAAAAACCCAUCUCAUAGACUGGGAUCAGGACCAGCCGACGUGGCUGAUAUAAAGAAGCAUCCUUUCUUCAGACUCACCCACUGGGAUGAUCUCCUGGAAUGUAAAAUUGAGCCUCCAUACCGACCCGACCUGGUCUCGGAAGAUGACACUAGUCACUUUGGAACUCACUUUACACAACAGGCUCCUAUAGACAGUCCUGAUGCUUUCAUCAGUGAAAGUGCCAACCAGGCAUUUCUUGGUUUCACAUAUGUUGCUCCUUCAGCGCUGGAGAACCUUCAAGAAGUGUUUAGUUUCCAGUCAUGGUUACAAAUUUCCGACAGCCAACAGAGUCGUGGGUGUGCUUCAUCUCUUCCUCCGUGUGAAUUGACUACGAACGAGUGCUCUGGACCUCUUCCUAUCUCGUCUCAGGAUCAAACAAAAAAACGGAGGCAGGGAGUAGGUGUGAGCAGCCACAAAGGGUUCCACCUGAAUUGAAAAACUGCAAAGGCUCCCACCUAAUUUGAAUGACUGCCGGAGACAGCCGCAUGAUUCCUUUUAACAUUCACGAUAACUUGUGUGUUACUGGAGGAAGCCUGGAGCUCUCUUGAGACCACUCUGGGACUCAAACUGCCAAAGUUCUAGUAUACUAAUAAAGCCAUUUCACAGAAAGCA